AUGGGUCGCUGGGGAUCGCGUCUCUUCAAAUGCGACGAAGACCUAGACAUGGCCUUUUCAAUGGCAACAGAACUCGGCGUCUCAGACCGCUACUGGAAGCACAGCAUGAGCGCAAUGGUCCAUCAAUCCGACAUCCUAGCGCCCCCAGAAGCCAAGGCUCGUUACCAAACCCCCGAAUACGCUGUCGAGCUGGCAGACGUGAUAAUCCCCUACAUUCGCGACAAGCUCGAUACUGACGACCUCGGCGACCGACUCUUCGCAGCAAGCAAAGCCCAGGAAACCGACGAAGACGAUCCACGCCAAGAGACCAAGUACCGCACUAUCAUUCUGGGCGCCUUGAUAAUGCGUGCUGGCGCCAAAAUUAAGAAUGAGGAUCUGGAGCAUCUGCGUGCUCUGAUGCCUCAGAUCAACUGCUCAUUGCGUCGAAGUAUGUCUGGUGAUCAUGGCUUUCGACCUCCGGGUCGAGCUCAGUUUCUUGCUGCGUUGGAUCAUUAUGUGCCUGGUGUUCCGCGUAGCUUUUUGGAGCCUAGUUGUGGGAGAAUUGAAGCGGAUAUUGGCCACAGGCAUUUGAUUUGCAUGAGGUGCAGGGUUGCAACUUACUGUGACGAGGAGUGCCAGCAUGCGGAAGUGGAAUCGCGCGAGCACCAAAAGGUCUGCAUGUGUCCUGAGCGACGCUGA
This is a messenger RNA of Penicillium bovifimosum, 678 nucleotides long. RefSeq lists its product as uncharacterized. Lineage: Eukaryota; Fungi; Ascomycota; Eurotiomycetes; Eurotiales; Aspergillaceae. The transcript is spliced from 4 exons. The coding region runs from base 1 to 678 and encodes 225 amino acids. The record is from RefSeq and is a predicted model, not a curated record.